Molecule: messenger RNA, 1409 nt
Organism: Oryza sativa Japonica Group (Japanese rice)
Lineage: Eukaryota; Viridiplantae; Streptophyta; Magnoliopsida; Poales; Poaceae
Product: tryptophan synthase alpha chain
Biological process (GO): L-tryptophan biosynthetic process
Cellular component (GO): cytosol; chloroplast
Molecular function (GO): tryptophan synthase activity
Source: RefSeq, a predicted model, not a curated record
GCCGAGAGGCGAACGCCAUCAGUUCACCACCGCACCCACCGCGACCCGAUCGAUCGAACCAGUAGGCGUACCGCGUACGUACGUCGUACACACCGCGCGCGCGCACGCCACGCCGCGGUUACGUUCCACCGCGCGUACGUAGCCGCCACACACCGCGACGUGCAUGGCUUUCACGGUGAAGGCGUCGUCGCCGUCGUCGCCAGCUACGACGCGCCUCACGGGUGCGUUGCACGGCGGCGCGGCGCGGGUCGCGGCGCGGAAGCUCCCGGCGGCGGCGGUGGCGGCGUCGCUGACGCUCGAUCGGGCGCCGGCGCCGGCCGGCGCCGAGCGCGGGAUGUCGUCGUCGGUGUCGCGGACCAUGUCGAGGCUAAGGGAGAAGGGGAAGGCGGCGUUCAUCCCGUACAUCACCGCCGGCGACCCGGACAUGGGGACGACGGCGGAGGCGCUGCGGGUGCUCGACGCCUGCGGCGCCGACGUCAUCGAGCUCGGCGUGCCCUUCUCCGACCCCUACACCGACGGCCCCGUCAUCCAGGCCUCCGCCGCGCGGGCGCUCGCCGCCGGCGCCACGAUGGACGGGGUCAUGUCGAUGCUCGCGGAGGUGACGCCGGAGCUUUCCUGCCCGGUGGUGCUCUUCUCUUACUUCGGCCCCAUCGUCCGGCGAGGUCCGGCCAACUUCACCGCCGCAGCCAAAGAAGCCGGCGUACAAGGUCUUAUAGUACCAGAUCUUCCUUACGUAGAGACAUCCACUUUCAGGAGUGAAGCCAUCAAGAACAACCUAGAGCUGGUGCUGCUUACUACACCAGCUACACCGGCAGACAGGAUGAAGGCAAUCACAGCGGCUUCAGGAGGAUUUGUUUAUCUGGUUAGUGUCAAUGGGGUUACAGGAUCUAUCCAAAACGUAAAUCCGCGUGUUGAGCAUCUCCUUCAGGAGAUUAAGCAGGUCACUGACAAAGCUGUGUGUGUUGGCUUUGGCAUAUCAACCCCUGAUCAUGUUAGACAGAUAGCAGAUUGGGGUGCAGAUGGAGUGAUCAUUGGCAGCGCAAUGGUGAGGCAGUUGGGUGAAGCAGCUUCUCCCAAACAAGGGCUCAAAAGGCUGGAGAAGUAUGCUAGGAGCCUCAAGGAUGCACUACCAUAGAAGUUAUUAUAGAAACCAGGCACCAGCUGCUAAAAAAUUACACGUGAGAUUAAUUAAUUAAUCUCUCGGUGAUCACUACAUUCAGAUAGGGAAGCUGAAUCUGCCUUUCUUAUAGUAGCUGAGUAAAUGGACACAGAUAGUAGCAAUAUAACCUGUUAUAAGUCAUAAUGUGUAGCCACCUUAGGGAAUGCAAAAUACCUCGUCAUUGCAGAGGUUAUAUGUUAAUUCUUCUAUUGUAUGAAUGAAAUAAAAGUAAAUUAUGUUGACGGUACAA